UUCCUGCAAACACACACACCGUCUCCGGGCGAACAUGGCGGCAACUUGACAACGGCAGCGCGAUGAAGACGGUGAGGGCUUGAAAAAAAGCAGAGAGGUAUGUGACAGGCUCAAGGCCCAUCCGCCGACACAAAGGCUCACCGCUUCGCCAUGUUGGAAGAGGAAAGCAGCCUUGUCCCUGUACGACCGAGGCCGGGGGAAACGUAAACGCGUCGGUGAGUGUUUCUAAAAACGGAGUCGAGGCUACGCAGAGGAGCGGAGCGGCGCGGAGCUCGAGGCGGACGGGAGGACAGCGGCUUCACCGGCCAGCCAUGGAGGAUGCGGCCCGUGGUCGCCUGAUUCCCCAUCAUACCCACGCGAUUUUUGAUGGGAAUUAUCGCUGAUAUCAAAGGCCAGCCGGGACAACCCACCACCCGACACCUGAGGGGAGGAAAACGCGACGCGGACCCCACGUCAAUGACUGUUGCGGCAGAGGAGCCCCCACGGUGGAGUCGGCCGGUUCCCAAAAUAUGACCAGGGGUGCUGGGACGUGUUGGCAGCAAGAAGAUGACGACGGCUUCCAAAUCUGGCUAGAGCCCCCCCGCGACAACCAAAAGCCAUUCACCGACUCAGAGAGGGCGCAGAGAUGGCGACUGUCCUUGGCAUCCCUCUUGUUCUUAACCAUCCUCCUCUCUGAUCACCUGUGGUUCUGCGCCGAGGCCAAACUGGCCCGCACCCGGGACAAGUUCGCCUCCUCCCACCUCCUCUCACCCCACACCCACUCAGCACACAGCAGCCUCAGAGGAAACCCAGAUGCUAUUUUUAUAGGAAACUCUACCAAACAUUUGUGGCGGCUGGAAACUUGCCACCAGGAUAGUUUAUCUCAGAACUGCUUCGCUUUCGCAGAUGCCGACCAUUUGUGCAGGGGCCUUUCCGAGCAAGAGGGAACGCGGGCUGUAAAUAUGAGCGAUUUGUACCUCUCCUUUUGUAACUCCUACUCUCUGCUGGAUUUGCUCGACGGCUCCACGAGUCCGGACAAUUUGAACUGCAGCCUCGACGUGCUCGGCGACGGCGACACGACCAGGUGCAGCCUGUGCGUCCAGGCGUACCAGCGCUAUGACCAGCACGCCCAGGAGAAAUACGAGGACUUUGAGCUCCUGAGUCAGAAGUACGAGCCGGGCGCUUAUUCAGUGAGGACGUGCAUGGAACAGUGCAAGACGGCCUAUAAGCCCUGGCUGUGUGCUCAGUAUUUCCCCACCACGCAGCAGUCGUGUCAGAGGAAAGUACCGUGCCACCAGUACUGCCUGGAGGUCCAGCAGAGCUGUCCGUUCAUUCUGCCCGACAACGAUGACCUGAUCCACGGCGGCAGCCCCAGCUUCAUCUGCACAGGACUCUUAGGAGAUCGUCAGUCAGACAGUGAGGCGGAGUGCUGCGACGUCCGAUGGGACUCCAAAAUGGACAACCCUUCAGGCGGGACGCUAAAAAGGACUGCUUCUUCCUGCCAGCCUGAGGGGGCCACGGUCACCUCCGCCGCCACCCCCAGACUGUGCAGCGGGCGACUGAAGAUCUGCCUGCUGGCUCUCGUCCUCCUACACACUGUCAUCGUCAUUUCAGCCUCCCAUAAUUCUACGUUGGUGGGCAUGGCUGCCAUCUUCUCACCAGAGGAGAGUGCUUCUAAUGAGGAGUGAACCUUGGGGUUGAAGCUUGUGAGGAGUGAUGAUGCUCUAGAGGACUGUGGCUUUUUACACUGUUGUGGCCGCCAGGGACACAUGUGGCGAGACACACUGGAAAUGCCUCUACAAUCUGCCGUAGAUGAACCAUCAACCACAGGUAGUGGGAGGGUUUUAACUGGAGCUAAGGGUGCUGGGAUUGGACAUCGACAAACCGAGACGUUUGGGAACCACCCCCCUGAAGAACUGACCUCUUGCCACUUGAAACCUGCUCAUUGUUUCUAUUCCAUCCAAAUGUUUUCUAGCAUAAUGUCCCUCCUCUCCUUACUUCCUCCCUUCCUUCCCUCCACCCUCUCCCUCUGUCUCAGCGUAUGUGUGUGUGUGCAUGUGAACAGCAAAUUCGGGGGAAAACAGACAUUGAUGGAGUGUGUGCAUUCUUGCUCAUCAUUACCCUUUAGAUAUUUUGCUGCAUUAUUUUCACGUGCCAGAAUGUUGUUGACAUAUCAGCUGUUCCACUUCCUGCUCUGCAUCAUUACCUUACAGGCAUCUUCUUAACUACCUUUUGUGUCAUGUUGCUCGAGGGCCUGCCAGAACCAGCUCAUCCAUGCUUCAUGUCUUUUGUGAUUCUUCUAUAUUCUCAUGUCCAGCUUCUGUUUUGUACUUUUUUCUUUGACAGUACAUGUUUUAGGACCUUAAGUGCUCUGAGACUGGCUCUCUCCCUCUUCUAACUUGUUGGGCCAUUUAGCAAGUUAGGAAAGAUGAAGAUAGUGAUGGUUCACCUUACAAUUAUGGGGUGCUGAAGGAGUUGACGCUGGGCUUUACUGUACUCUACAGGAAGCGGUGGUCGAGUGUUGGGUUUACCUCAGAGGGUAGGGUUGAGUAUUUACAGUUGACAUGCAUUUGACUGUAGGGACAUCCCAGGGACACUAGAGGGCAGUUUUGUGAAGCCAAAACACUUGGGGCCUCAUUUAUCCACCAAACAGGCAUUUGUCCUAGAAUGUAACUCCUAGACACUGAAAAUAAAACAUAGGAUGUAAAACUCACAUUACAUUAAAUUCUAAGGAUUUGAUUUUAUUACAGAAAAAAAGAGAAAAAAAAAAGGUUGUGUUAUGAACAGCAUAUUACCCAUACACAUACGCCAUCCUCUUUUUAUUAUUAUUAUUUUGUACUUUUGCAGAUUUAUGUUGCUGUCAAACAGACUUUUUCUGGCCGGUUUGUAAACCACUCCCUGGUCACACCAAAGUCCACACAGCAAAUCACUGAUUUUAUAUCACAGCUCACAGGAGUUAACGAUCCACUGCUGCCUCCAUCAGUAAGUUCAAACAUGUUAUCUUGUGAGGUCGGCGUUCGAAAUUCUUUGUACGGAUUUACCUAAGUGACACAAACUUAUCAAUUGAGGCAGCAGUAGACCAGCAGCUCUGAAGUCCCCGCCAGCUAAAAACGCUGAAUUUCUCUAUGGACUUUGGUGAGGGAGAUUAAGUGGCUUAUAAUUGUCAGUUUCCAGCAGAAAAAUGUCUUGCAAUGCAAAAUAAAGGAGCAACAACUUUUAAGUAUAACCAUUUUUAAGUGCGUCCCAGCUGGCAAUCUAGGAUUGUACCUAUGAUAUAUUUUUUCUAAAACUAUGGCUUUAGUUUUGCUUUAAAGCGACUUAAACUCGGUUGGCCAUAUUUGGCAACCUGGCGUUGUUUCACCGUCUAAAUGAGCUUUUAUUUGACAAGAUUAAUCCACUUCAUGAAGGUGUUAACAAACAUUAUUUACAGCAGUCCUAGCUUUGGUUUGACAAGUGAGGCCCCCGGACCUUUGAGUGCCUCUCUGCUGCAUAACCCACUGAGGCAGACACUGGCAAUGGAGCAAUAUAGAGAAGAAGAGUCUCACUUUGUGGCCUCUUCACUGCAGUCCGACUGAGGAACACACAGCUAAUCAAUCAAUCAACCAAUCAAUCAGUCAACUCUUAAAUCACCCUUAGACAAGCUGAUCGACCACUAUCUUUCACUGGCAAAGGGCUGUGUUAGUGUCAGUGAGCAAAGAGCGUGAGGAGUUUUAAAGGGCUGAUUCAUCCCAUUUUGUUUGUUCUUUUUUUUUUUUGCAUGCCUCUUUCCACAAAAGUGCACAGUGACAGUGAGAACCGGUCACACAAGGAAUUAAGAAGAGAUUAAACUCCCCAUGUCAGCUAGAGAUUGGACAGCAAAAGAGAUGUAUCCCUACUAGUGACAAGUGAUUGGGGAUAAUUAAGGCUAUGUUCACAUUACCAGGCUGAUUUAUUUCAGGGCGAAAUCCCACUGUCAAAUCCAAAUGUCAGUCCUUGAUCAGAUAUAUAUACAGUAUGUGAAACCAAUCAUAUCCAAAUCCAGCAUUGCCAAUGUGCACUGGCAGAAUUAAACACACAGUACGCAAUUUCCACUGCUGCAGUCAAAACAAUAACACAAGACCUAGUUUAUUGACACUGGGAGUCGCGUGAAUUGUAACUAGUAACUAACUACACAUUUCCUUCCUUAAUAGUUUAAAGGGGGUGUGUACCCGUUAUAACAGAAACGUCAUUAAAAGGCGACCAAAAUGAAAUUGACCUUGAAUAGAAAUACUGAUUUUUUUUAUUAUUAUUUUAUUUCAAGAAUUAAGACAAAAAAGACACGACUCAAGAAAAUAUAUAACAUUACACUAUACUAUACUAUAAACGUUUUAAUGCAGAAAUGUUACAUUUGCAGCCACGUUCAGACGCAAGCUUUGUAGUGUGAAUGUGAACCAUCAAAUCUGAUCUGAUUUGAGUCGGAUUUGAACACUGUGGCUGGUAAUCUGAAUGUAGCCUUAGUGGUUUCCCUCUGAUGGUCAGAGACUGGAGUUAACUCCAUCUCCUACGUUGUUGAUGGCUGGGAAGACGUGGUAUCAGUGCCUCCUCCCUUAACCAUUAACCUCACUUCACGUAAUGACCUUUGAUUCACUCUCCACACACACACACACACACACACACAUAUACUACAUGCAGCAUCAGAGUGUGUUGUCAGAUGGACGUCACGUCUACACCUGCCUCUCCUCUGGGUGCCUCAUAGUUUUUAGCCCCCUUUUUACUCUCCUCUCCCCCCGUUUUUUGCUUGAUAUCCUCUUGCAAUGUUCUCAUUCUGUUUGGUUGUUUUCUCCGCGACAAAGUGUGUUGACGAGAGCGACGUGUCACAGGCCCACACUUUUGUUGUGCUCCGUGCCCUCGAUCUCUAGCUGUUCAUGAUCUGAGUCAUGUGGAUCUAUGCAGAUGAGCCCCACCCUGAACUCACCGCUCACCCCCUUUACCCUCUAACCACCACCACCACCAUCUCCAUCUCCACCUCCACCACAAGCCCCCUUGUCCUUUCUGUUGUAAAUAUGUCCUGAGGAUGUGGGAUCCCCAAAAUGGCUGCCUCCCCUUCCACUGACCCCAACCCCACCCCACCCCACCCCCACUGUUGGAAUCUCAGUGUUUUCUGUUUGCCUCCUUGGUUUGUGUCUGUUUUUUGAGACUUUUUGCCGCAUUUUUCUGUUGUCUAAAGCAGUGGUGUGAGUUGAUGAGUAGGACUAAGUUGGAUGUUAAAAAGAUGAAAUAAAGAGGUCUUAAAAAUAUAUACAAAAAAUGUGGAGCUUGAAAUUGAGAAAAAGGGUUCAAAUAUAGAGAAAAAAAUUAUGAUAACGUUGUCAUAUUGUCAUACUAGAGAUGCUUUAGUUUGCUAAUUUACUUUCUUUUUUUUCUACAAAAAGACUUGGAUGAAAUUAUUUAUAAAAUGCGUCCCACGAGUCAUGAUCUUUUUUGGACGUAAA
Molecule: messenger RNA, 5429 nt
Organism: Solea solea (common sole)
Lineage: Eukaryota; Metazoa; Chordata; Actinopteri; Pleuronectiformes; Soleidae
Gene: nalf1a
Product: NALCN channel auxiliary factor 1a
Exons: 3
Coding region: 510-1667 (385 amino acids)
Biological process (GO): calcium ion import across plasma membrane
Cellular component (GO): plasma membrane
Molecular function (GO): stretch-activated, monoatomic cation-selective, calcium channel activity
Source: RefSeq, a predicted model, not a curated record